Messenger RNA from Durusdinium trenchii, 1244 nucleotides. Lineage: Eukaryota; Dinophyceae; Suessiales; Symbiodiniaceae. The record is from the annotation of a GenBank genome assembly.
GGUGUGACCUGUAGUUUAUUACUUUUUCUAGCUCCCGCCGCCAUCCGCCGCCAUUGCCUGAGCAUCCAAAGAGAAGCGAACAUCGGCAGUGGCGCUUGGCGAGUUGUUUGAGGCCAAGGAUGGCCAAACGGAAGAGACCUGAGGAGGAGGAGGCUUUGGAAGAGGAGGAAUCUGAGGAGUGUGAAGAGGAGGAAGAAGAGGAAGAGGAAGACGGAGAAGGAGAUGAAAGCGAGUUGGACAUCAACGUUGAUGACAAUGGCCGUAUUUGCAGCACGGAAGGACCACUGACUCGGUCCAUGUGCUUGGAUCCACCGGUGCGUGUCUUUGAUGGGAUCCUCCCCAUUGAGCACCUCGACGCCUUGAAGGAAUGCUGCCGGACCUUCUUCCAGGCCAAGCCAAGCCGAGGGCGAUAUAGUUCUGGCAAGACCUUCUGGUCCGAGUGGAAUCAAGCUCCAAGAUGUGAGCUGGAAGCCCUUGCGCUGGCCAUUUUACAUCAGCACUGUCCCUCCCCCGCGGCGAACGCUGGGGUGGAAUGGUGGACCCUUUGUUUGGAUGAAAGCUCUGAAGUGGCGUGGCAUUGGGAUCGUGACUACAGCCUUGAGAGAUCUGGAGUCAAUGUGCAUCCAAUGCUUGGUACGGUCACAUAUUUGUCACAAGGAGAAGACUCCGACUCUGCACAGCUCAGUACACUGACCUUGGACGUGCUGUCCUCGGUGCAGCGCACGGGCGAAGAUGUGAUGUUGCCGCCCUCGGGCGGCAGCGCCUGGUGCACGGUGGUGCCACCAAGGCUGGGUCGGCACCUGGCCUUCGAUGGCCGUUUCCUGCAUGGCGCGACGGCGCCGAGAACGCGGCCAUGCCGUGGGCAGCGUGUGACUUUUCUGGCCAACAUUUGGGUCGGCCAUCAGCCAGGCAAUGCAUCCCCAUUGCCGACAGACUUGCAAGCCUUCACAGGGCCUGAAUCUAUGCGCAGUGUCGACAAGGCACUGAGCUCUCCAUUCCCAUUGCCAACGCAAGCCAAAGUGGUGGAGAUCGCUGCGAGCGAUGAGAUCAAGAACUUCCCUUUGGAGGGCGGGGAGCUGCGUGUGGUGCCACCACCAGGGGGCAACGACCUCGAGGUCCUGUCUUAUAUGACACCGGCCUCUUGGUCACUGUGUAUAGCCCGUCGCUACAAAAAGCCAGCGCCAGCUACGGCUCCCAGCAGCUCUGGCAGCCACAGCCACUGCCACAGCCACUGACCCCUGCGC